This is a messenger RNA of Acomys russatus (golden spiny mouse), 2714 nucleotides long. It is a transcript of the gene Ark2n, whose product is annotated as arkadia (RNF111) N-terminal like PKA signaling regulator 2N. Bases 369 to 1568 code for a protein of 399 amino acids. NCBI's taxonomy places the organism in Eukaryota, Metazoa, Chordata, Mammalia, Rodentia, Muridae. Gene Ontology annotation, biological process: ubiquitin-dependent protein catabolic process. The record is from RefSeq and is a predicted model, not a curated record. The transcript has 5 exons. Gene Ontology annotation, molecular function: ubiquitin protein ligase activity.
CGGAAGUGAGGCGCAGAGCGGAACGGCCUCUGGUGACAUUUUCUUGGGGCGGCGCGGACGACUGAAGGGAAUUGGUGUUGGAGGCUGCGGAGGCGGCGGGCUUUACUCUGCCGCCCUCCUCACCCCCCUGCAGGGGCUCCAGCCGCGCUCCGCUGCUCGCCGCUGGGAGCUGUCUGAAGAGAAGGGGGCGGCGGGGCCGCCGCGGCCCGAGUCUGCGGCCGGUCAGCGGCGCCAGAGUGGGCGCGUGCCCCGACGGGGCGCGCGGGGCCGGCGAGGAGGCGCAGACCGCGGGGCGCAGGCUGCUUUCCUGUUGCAUCUUUGAUAUCGUUUCCUAGACUCUGCUCCAUGAUUUAAUUUGGAAUUCUGAAAUGAAGAUGGAGGAGGCAGUGGGAAAAGUAGAAGAACUCAUUGAGUCUGCAGCCCCACCAAACACGUCUGAACAAGAGACAGUCAAGGAGGAAGAUGCUUCUGUAGAACUGGACUCUCAAGUUCCAAAAGAUGGUGUAGCUGACUCUACAGUUCUUUCUUCAAUGCCCUGUUUAUUGAUGGAACUGAGAAGGGACUCUUCAGAGUCUCAGCUAGCAUCCACAGAAAGUGACAAGCCCACAACUGGCCGAGUUUAUGAGAGUGACUCCUCUAAUCAUUGCAUGCUUUCCCCUUCCUCUAGUGGUCACUUGGCUGAUUCAGAUACCUUGUCUUCUGUAGAAGAGAAUGAACCCUCUCAAGCAGAAACAACUGUAGAAGGAGAUACUUCAGGGGUGUCUGGUGCCACUGUUGGACGGAAGUCUAGGCGGUCCCGUUCUGAAAGUGAAACAUCUACUAUGGCAGCCAAGAAAAACCGGCAAUCCAGUGAUAAGCAGAAUGGCAGAGUCACUAAGGUUAAAGGUCAUCGGAGCCAAAAGCACAAGGAGAGAAUCAGACUACUGAGGCAGAAGCGGGAGGCCGCUGCAAGGAAGAAGUACAACCUGCUGCAGGACAGUAGCACCAGCGAUAGUGACCUGACUUGUGACUCAAGUACGAGUUCGUCAGAUGAUGAUGAAGAGGUUUCAGGGAGCAGCAAGACAAUCACUGCAGAGAUACCAGAUGGACCUCCAGUUGUAGCUCAUUAUGAUAUGUCUGACACCAGCUCUGACCCAGAAGUGAUAAAUGUGGACAAUUUAUUGGCGGCUGCAGUAGUUCAAGAGCACAGUAAUUCAGUAGGCGGCCAGAACACAGGAGCUACCUGGAGGACCAGCGAGCUUCUAGAGGCAGGUCAUUUGGAUCCAGGAUUCCUAGCAAGUGACAAAACACCUGCUGGCAAUGCAACACUUAAUGAAGAAAUUAAUAUUGCCUCUUCAGAUAGCGAAGUGGAGAUUGUGGGUGUUCAGGAGCAUGCAAGGUGUGUUCACCCCCGAGGAGGUGUGAUACAGAGUGUUUCUUCCUGGAAGCAUGGCUCUGGCACGCAGUAUGUCGGCUCCCGGCAAACACAGUCAUGGACUGCUGUGACUCCCCAGCAGACUUGGGCUUCACCGGCGGAAGUUGUUGACCUUACCUUGGAUGAGGAUAGCAGACGUAAAUACCUACUGUAAUGCAAUGUCACUGUUUCUCUGCACUGUUCCCUCCACUUCCUCCUCUUUGUGACAUGGAAGUUCAUUGUCAUAGCUUCAGCUUCAGAAGCUGUUUGUGGCAUUUGUGGAAUUGAAAUUCAUGGUAACUCCCCCCUUUUUAUUAAAAUAAUUCACUUAGGAAAAUAACUUAUCACAGAGAAAUAAUUUUUUCCUCAAUAAGCAUAUGAGAAUGGUGGAUCUUGUUAGACAGCUUCAUUUUGCUCAGUGACCUAUCUUAGAGCCACUCUCCAUUUAGAAUAUUUUACUUACUAGGCAAAGUGGAUUUCAGGUUUUGAAUCUUAUAUUUAUUUUUCUGUAUAUUGAAGAAAUUAAUAUCUAGAUGUGACCACUCUCUGUCUGCCUCAUUGUCACUUCUAUCCUAGGGCAUUUGCACACAUAUCAGUCAGGUCCUCCUCGUUGGCACUUGGUAGGGCAUGUACAUUUAGAAAAUCCUUCCUUAAAAAUGGAAGACAGAAGUAUUAUAAAAUAUAUUUUUUCUUUAUCUUACUUCUUCUGCCUCUUUCUUGAUAUAGCUCUUUGUCAAUUUGCCAUAACACAAUACUUAAAAUGCCCCCUUUAAUUUCCAAAAACUAUACAGGGACUCAGUAGGUCUCUUUGUUGCAAUAAUUCAUAAUUCUUUGAGAUUUUCUGGAUAUCUAAAGAGUACAUUGAGAGAUCAUUGGGAAAUCUAUCUCUCAGCUUUUUCCUCCUGGUUUAUUCAAACAGUAAGCAAACAUGAAAACCUGCUACUUGAGCAGGAAGAAUAUAAGUGGCUGUGUGGGCAUCUGAGUCUGUAGGCACUUGCAAAUCUUUGAGGGUAGUGCCUUUUAUUACAGCUAGUUGCCCCACAGAGGGUGCGUGGCAACUGUUUAACUGGACCACAAGCUGUGUUUGGGUAGCUUUCUUCUUUUCCUUCCAAAAAUAUGUACACAAGAAAAAUAAAAAUAUACCCUAAGAAAUCAGAUGCAAAGCACAGCCAUAGUACUGAGUCUUACAGCAUCUAAAAGGACUAGUAAAGGAUAGUAGAAGCUUCAGGGAAUUUAGGAAAUGCCAGCCGAGGAAUUUUGCGGCGUUAGUUACUACCCUUUUUCCUGUAAUGUUGUAGUUACUAGUGAAGUACUUUAAAAA